AUGUUUCUCGACAACCUCCAAGGCCAUGCCUUGAUGUCCAUGAUCACCUUCGCCUCAGGGGCAGGCUUCGCGCUCUUCGGCUACGAUCAAGGAGUUUUCGGGGCCUUCCUUGGCAACGCCAAUUUUAUUGAGACCUUCAACGACCCCGACCCGACACUCCAGGGCCAGAUCACUGCUACUUAUGAUCUCGGCUGCUUCGCUGGAGCUAUAUUUGCCAUGUGGUUUGGUGACAGAAUGGGCCGCAAGUUGACUAUCGCAUGGGGAUGUGCUAUCCUGGUAGUGGGAGCUAUCAUGCAAACAGCUGCAUACCACGUCCCUGUCAUGAUCAUAGGACGUUUCGUCGCUGGUAUCGGAAAUGGCAUGAACACGACUGCGAUCCCCGUCUGGCAAUCCGAAACCGCAGAAGCUCGUCACCGAGGACGGUUCAUGGUUUUGCAAUUGGGACUCAACCAAGUCGGCAACGUCAUGGCCCAAUGGCUCAACUAUGGCAUGUCUCACAUCCCCACCAACCCUGUCUCGUGGAGAUUUCCUCUGGCUUUCCAGUGUUUCUUCGCUAUACUCACUGUCAUGUUCCUGCCUUGGCUCCCCGACUCACCGCGAUGGCUCGCCAUGCGAGGCCGCAACGAGGAGGCGUACACAAUCCUGAAGAGACUUGGCGGUUCGAACAGGUCGGAAGAGCAAACAAAGGAGCUUUACGAUUUGAUGAUGAACAAUCUCCGCCAUGAAGCCGAAAUGCCCAAAUUCGGCCUCAAGUCGCUCUUCAAGAACGAUCGCCUGCAAACGACUCGACGUAUGCUGCUUGGUGCUGGUACUCAAUUCAUGCAGCAAUUUGGAGGCAUCAAUAUCAUCAACUACUAUCUGCCUGUGGUGUUUGCAUCGCUCGGGGUCAACCGAAACCUCUCUCUUAUUCUCGGCGCCUGCAAUGCCAUCAACUUGCUGUGCUCAACCUUAAUUGGAGCCCUGUACAUCGAGUCGUUUGGAAGAAAGAAGAUGAUGGUCUAUGGCGCAGCCGUACAGGCUCUCUGCUUUGCUCUGGUGUCUACUGGUCUGGGCAUCAACACUAAGCAAUGGCAAGCGGUCGCCGUAGCCUUUAUCUUUGGGUACUACACGACCUUUGGACUGUCUUGGAUUGCUGUUCCCUGGCUCUACCCGGCAGAGGUCAACACUCAACAAAUGCGUAUUGCUGGAGCCGGAAUCGCAACAGCUACCAACUGGAUCAGUAACUACGUCGUGGUAUUGGUGACACCCGUCGGGAUCAGCAAUAUCCAGUGGAGGUAUUACUUGAUCUAUGCGGUCUUGAACGCAGCGUUUGUUAUUAUUGUCCAGGUCUUCUAUGUCGAGACUGCCAAGUUAUCACUGGAGGAGAUUGAUAACCUGUUUGAGAGAUGCGUUGCUUUUGAUGCCGAGGAAGCUCGAAAUGAAGGUGCUGAAAAGGACCCGCGGGUCGUCCAUGUGGAUGAUAGCAGCAACAACAACAGCACCAGGGAGUAG
Messenger RNA from Fusarium falciforme, 1491 nucleotides. Its product is annotated as MFS domain-containing protein. Gene Ontology annotation, biological process: transmembrane transport; carbohydrate transport. Bases 1 to 1491 code for a protein of 496 amino acids. The transcript has a single exon. NCBI's taxonomy places the organism in Eukaryota, Fungi, Ascomycota, Sordariomycetes, Hypocreales, Nectriaceae. Gene Ontology annotation, cellular component: membrane. Gene Ontology annotation, molecular function: carbohydrate:proton symporter activity. The record is from RefSeq and is a predicted model, not a curated record.